AUGUCCAAAUUCAAACAACAACUUCUUUUUCUGAAUGAACGCGAGAAAUUUUUUAUUAAAAGUAAUGAUAACCUGAUUCAACCAAUUGUUUCUUCAUCUGCUUUAUCAAAUCUUAACUUAUCGUCUUCAUUUUCAUCUUCAACUCCGUCUUCAUUUUUGUUCUCCGAAUCGAUACCUGAUCGUGGUUCAAAAGAAUUUAUAAAUGAUGCUACAUCUGAAUCUGAUGAAUCAUUAAUAGCGCAAGAAAAAAACGAUUUAUUUCCAGACAAAUAUGUAAUGCCACCUUUACCAAAUGCUUUACUCAAAGAUAUACAAAAUGGAGCUUUGAAUAAAUUUGGUCCACAUUAUUCUAACCGUCAAAUUCUUAUUGAAGCAGUUGCCUAUGAUUUGAUUGAUAAAUAUAAUAUGUUGUAA
This is a messenger RNA of Rotaria socialis, 414 nucleotides long. The record is from the annotation of a GenBank genome assembly. NCBI's taxonomy places the organism in Eukaryota, Metazoa, Rotifera, Eurotatoria, Philodinida, Philodinidae.